This is a messenger RNA of Pleuronectes platessa (European plaice), 1893 nucleotides long. It is a transcript of the gene trmu, whose product is annotated as tRNA 5-methylaminomethyl-2-thiouridylate methyltransferase. Gene Ontology annotation, biological process: tRNA wobble position uridine thiolation. Gene Ontology annotation, molecular function: sulfurtransferase activity. Gene Ontology annotation, cellular component: mitochondrion. The transcript is spliced from 11 exons. The coding region runs from base 131 to 1381 and encodes 416 amino acids. The record is from RefSeq and is a predicted model, not a curated record. NCBI's taxonomy places the organism in Eukaryota, Metazoa, Chordata, Actinopteri, Pleuronectiformes, Pleuronectidae.
GUGUUUCCAGACGGAGGUUAUAAUCAAACGGACCCUAAACAUGGCGGCUUCUGUGUGUCAAUGGUAUAAAUUGUGUAAACUUUCCUCAGCUGCAACAACAGUGUGUUAAUGAAGAUUUUACUUUGAAAACAUGGGUUUAGUUAGGCAUGUCGUGUGCGCCAUGUCAGGCGGCGUCGACAGCUCGGUCACUGCUUUGUUACUGAAAAGAAGAGGCUUCAGUGUGACAGGGGUUUAUAUGAAGAACUGGGACCCUGUGGAUGAGAGUGGAGUGUGUACCACAGAGAAGGACUGUGAGGACGCCUACAGAGUGUGUCACACUCUGGACAUCCCCUUCCACCAGGUGUCCUAUGUCAAAGAGUACUGGCAUGAAGUUUUCAGUUAUCUGUUGAAAGAGUAUGAGAAGGGCAGGACACCAAACCCAGACAUAAUUUGCAACAAGCACAUCAAAUUCAACCAUUUCCACAAGUAUGCAAUCAACACUCUGGGUGCGGAUGCCAUGGCAACAGGCCACUAUGCCAGAACGUCACAGGAAGAUGAAGAUGUCUUCCAGCAGACGCACAUAGCUCCGUCCACCACGCUCUUCAGAGAUCGAUUUGAGAUCAGAAAUCCGGCGAGGUUGUACAAAGGAGCAGAUCUCCUCAAAGACCAAACCUUCUUCCUCAGUCAGAUCUCCCAGGAUGCCUUGCGACAAACCAUGUUCCCGCUCGCUGGACUCACCAAAGAGUUUGUCAAAAAGAUUGCUGCUGAAGCAGGGUUUCACCACGUUCUGAAGAAGAAAGAGAGCAUGGGCAUUUGCUUCAUCGGGGAGAGAAACUUUGAAAACUUUAUUUUGGAGUAUCUAGAGCCGAAACCAGGAAACUUUGUCUCCAUUGAAGAUGGGAAAGUAUUGGGAACACACAAAGGCUGGUUCACUCUGACUCUGGGCCAGAGGGCGAGGAUAGGGGGUCAGAGAGACGCUAUGUUUGUGGUGGAUAAAGACAUUACAACAGGAGAGGUGUUUGUGGCUCCGACGACAAAUCACCCAGCUCUUUUCCGUGACACUGUACGGACAGACCGCUUCCACUGGCUCACAGUGGACCCGCCCCCUGAACUUGUCAAGACCAAGAUGAUGGAUUGUCACUUCCGCUUCAUCCACCAGAUGCCGCUCAUUCCCUGCACGGUGACUCUAAACAUGAACGGCUCUGUCUGGAUCUCACUCUCCCAGCCAAUCAGAGCUCUGACUACUGGACAGUUUGCUGUGCUCUACAAAGGGGACGAGUGUCUGGGCAGUGGGAAGAUCACCCAGCUGGGGCCCAGUGAAUACACACUCCAGCAGGGCCGAGAAAGGUUAAUGGCAGCGGCGCGGCAAAGGGAGGAGCUGACGCCACAACCGCCCAGCUGAGAAGACCUCAUAGGUCCAGAUGUUGUCUGUGCGACACAUUAGGUAGAGCAACACUGUUCAUGAAAACAGGCCUUAAAUGUCCCCCUGGUGGCCAAACCUAGGUGGCUGUGAACAGUUGACUGGGUUGUUUAAUACUCAUAUUUGACAUCUCAGCAGUGUUGAAGACAAAGGAACCAAAUAGUUGCUUUCUGUGUCUGCUCACUGCUCAGAUAUAUCUUCCACAUUCAAGGUUUUUAUUAAACUUGGGCUAAAAUAAGAUGUGUUUUACAAAAAGAGCUGAAUCACGCUCAACCUUUUGCAGAAUUUUUCAUAUUUUAUUCUUGUUGUUGAUUAAAAACCGUCCACAAACUCAAGCUGCUAUUUGGAGCUUUUUUAGCUCUUCGUGAUUCUGGUGGGAUUAGAUGUCAGCCAGCCAAGCGACGUGUGGAUUUACAGAUGUUGUACAUGACGAUGACACAGUCUGGUGGAAUCAGACUAAUCUGUAAAUUAAAACAACUGUAAUAUUCUUCAGA